Argiope bruennichi is the source of this 490-nucleotide messenger RNA. RefSeq lists its product as uncharacterized. The record is from RefSeq and is a predicted model, not a curated record. The transcript is spliced from 3 exons. NCBI's taxonomy places the organism in Eukaryota, Metazoa, Arthropoda, Arachnida, Araneae, Araneidae. Bases 114 to 410 code for a protein of 98 amino acids.
UGCCUUUCUGUACAGAUAUAUCUGUAGUCUGAACUGUAAUAAAAAGUUUCGACUGUCUUAUAUCCGUUAGCUUUUGGGAGAUUUUGAUUAAAAUAGACAAUAUUCCACCAGAUAUGAUAAAGGUAACCUUAUUCCUGUUUGCCUGUGUGGUUGUCGCAGCUGCUUUAGUUUGUGAACCAGACUUCUGUGAUAAAAUUAGAUGUAAGGUAACAACAUGUGCGCCUGGGCAAGUGAGAGCAAGAAAGAACAACUGCCAGUGUUGUGGAAUCUGCGUUCCAUUGCAAAAGAAAGGGGAAUACUGUCUUCCGGACUAUCCCUUAAAGGAUUUAAGAGGAAAUGUAAUCCAGGAUUCUGACUGCGACAGUGGACUAAAAUGUGAUUCUAACAGUCGUAAAUGUGUAGAACAGUAAAAAAAAAUCUUUAGCAGGAAAGUGAUUUGAAAUAGUUGGAAACAUUGCCUAAAAAAUUGUAAUAAAAUUUUUUAAUGAUU